CCUGCCACAGUGGUCGUCGUCGACGAAGAGCAGGUAUUGUAACAGCAGAUUUCCGCAUUGGCCGGCCGCGACGGAAUAUAUCUACGCACCUUUACACCUUAUUAAUCACACGGGACUCCGUCCACACUCGCCAUCAUGGGUUGCGGUAUGAGCACAGAGGAGAAGGAGGGCAAGCAGCGAAAUGAGGAGAUUGAGAACCAGCUCAAGCGCGACAAGAUGAUGCAGCGCAAUGAGAUCAAGAUGCUCCUGCUCGGUGCCGGUGAAUCUGGCAAGUCGACAAUUCUCAAGCAGAUGAAGCUCAUCCACGAGGGCGGCUACUCGCGCGACGAGCGCGAGUCGUUCAAGGAGAUCAUCUUCAGCAACACGGUCCAGUCGAUGCGCGUCAUCCUCGAGGCCAUGGAGUCGCUUGAGCUGCCCCUCGACGACCAGCGCGCCGAGUACCACGUCCAAACGAUUUUCAUGCAACCCGCACAGAUCGAGGGCGACAGUCUGCCUCCGGAGGUCGGUAAUGCCAUCUCCGUGCUCUGGAAGGAUGCCGGUGUGCAGCAGUGCUUCCAGCGCUCGCGCGAGUACCAGCUCAACGACUCGGCGAAAUACUACUUCGACUCAAUCGACCGCAUUGCCGCCCCCGACUACAUCCCCAAUGACCAGGACGUCCUCCGAUCGCGUGUCAAGACCACCGGUAUCACCGAGACCACCUUCAUCAUCGGCGACCUCACAUACCGCAUGUUCGACGUCGGUGGUCAGCGUUCAGAACGAAAGAAGUGGAUACACUGCUUCGAGAAUGUCACAACCAUCCUUUUCUUGGUCGCCAUUUCCGAGUACGACCAGCUUCUGUUCGAGGACGAGACCGUCAACCGUAUGCAGGAGGCCCUUACACUGUUCGACUCCAUCUGCAACUCGAGAUGGUUCGUCAAGACAUCCAUCAUCCUGUUCUUGAACAAGAUCGAUCGUUUCAAGGAGAAGCUGCCCGUCAGCCCGAUGAAGAACUAUUUCCCCGACUACGAGGGUGGCCCAGAUUACGCUGCGGCCUGCGACUACAUUUUGAACCGAUUUGUCUCGCUCAACCAGCACGAGACAAAGCAGAUCUACACGCAUUUCACCUGCGCCACCGACACCAUGCAGAUUCGAUUCGUCAUGGCAGCAGUAAACGACAUCAUCAUCCAGGAGAACUUGCGGUUAUGCGGUCUGAUAUAAUGAGAAGAGCUGCGAAGAAAAUCGAACAUUUCCACUUGGAUCUUGUAUUGCAUGUCUUUCACGACGGCUCGUAUAUGAUGUCGUCUAUCAGGCGUUGUGGGCCUAUAGCUUCAGCUUUCUUCCGCCGAGUGGCUUGCCUCAGCCCGGGAUCGCUUCUCCUUUGAUUGAUACCCUGCGGGCGGGCUAGGGGCCAAUCUACACACGAAGCGUAACAGGAAAGCCCGUUUUACACAUGAAGACGGAGCAGAUGGAAGCAAAGUGUGCGAGACAUAGGAGGAUUCUUAUAAACUGGUUCUCUUUUUUGGGGGGGUUCAUGGCUAUAGUUUUGAGCGGUCUCUCCCCGCGGAACAAGCCCUCUGUUUUUGCUUGUUCAGCAGAUUUUUGUUUCUUUAAUACCAUUCCCUUCCAAACGUA
This is a messenger RNA of Parastagonospora nodorum SN15, 1611 nucleotides long. Its product is annotated as G-alpha subunit. The transcript has 5 exons. Gene Ontology annotation, biological process: G protein-coupled receptor signaling pathway. NCBI's taxonomy places the organism in Eukaryota, Fungi, Ascomycota, Dothideomycetes, Pleosporales, Phaeosphaeriaceae. Gene Ontology annotation, cellular component: heterotrimeric G-protein complex. Bases 136 to 1197 code for a protein of 353 amino acids. The record is from RefSeq and is a predicted model, not a curated record. Gene Ontology annotation, molecular function: GTP binding; G-protein beta/gamma-subunit complex binding; GTPase activity.